AAAGCGCACAAGACUAACGAAGCGAACGAUACAAACAAUACUCAAAACAAACACAAUGUACAAGUGUCUGAUCCUAGUAGCAGUUCUGAGCACCGCGACCUGUGAUGAAGCCAGGAAGCGCAGGGUCGAAGAUCCUCUCGCCGCGUUCGACAGACAUUUGACACACACCCUCGCGUACCACUACCUUUGGCCGUGGAGUCAACUCAUGAAGGCGGCGGCGGUCAUCGACGCCGAAGAUCAUUUGGAAGAACCCCAGAUUAUUUCAGAUGCAAAGAGGUUCGAAAUCAACUUGAACGUAAAGAGGUUUAAACCGGACGAAUUGAGAGUCAUGGUGAAGAACCGGUACAUCAUCGUCGAAGGGAAGCACAAGGUAACCAAUGAGGACACCAGGUUUAUGGCCAACCACUUCGUUCAACGGUUCGUGCUGCCUCCGGGAAGCAAACCGGAGGAAGUGAAAGCUAUUCUGAACGAGAAAGGUGUGUUGAGCAUUUCGGGACCGAAGCACGAGCUGCCACCGCCGCCUCCGAUGAUAGAAGUGCCAAUCGAAGUAUUAAUACCUGAAAAGACGACGGAGAAAAUCGAAGAGGUGGAAAAGGUCGAGCUAACGACCGAGAAGAAAGAGGUACCAGCGAUCUCCACUUCCACAGACACUCCUUUGGAGCAACUGGAGCUGACUGAAGCGACGACACACAUCGGGAAGAUUAGAAAGAAGGAGUUGAAGACUACGCCUAAAGCGACGAAAGACAACGAAGUUACGAAGGGAGGUGAGGGGAACGGUUUGGACUACGCCCUGAUAGAAGCUGAUGAGUGAGCGUGUUGUGGUGCUAUGUGUAAAAAAAGACUGGACAAAGCUUUAAAUCGGCGGCUGUGAAGACUGUUGUGCCAGUGGGAACCGUUCGAUAACCCCG
Molecule: messenger RNA, 908 nt
Organism: Chilo suppressalis (striped riceborer)
Lineage: Eukaryota; Metazoa; Arthropoda; Insecta; Lepidoptera; Crambidae
Source: the annotation of a GenBank genome assembly